UGUGAUCUCUCUGGAAUGUGCAAUGUUGCCGACACUGGAGUCCCUUCGGUGCGAGUGUACUCAGACGGCCGUACGAUACUCGGACACUAUCUGUCCUUCUCGGCUCCGCAGGAACGCCCCACUAAUAACAUACCAAGAAAUUCCCGAGACGAACACGGCCAUAAAAGGCCAACUUGCCGACAAUCGCCAAAUUUACAUCGAAUGGCAACGCCGCAAUCGAUCUUUGCCAUCGACAACCGUUCCCAAAACCAUUCCCAUUUUUGCAUAGCCACCCAUGCACCGCACUUUCUACUUUCUAGUAUGUGCUACAUUCGAUUGUUUCGCUCAGUUGUCUCGGCGAACGCUCGAACAUUUUCCAGUCUCGAGAGAAUGAAAGCAAUGGUUGACACACUCUCGAGCAACUCCACCAUUCUGCGCUCUAUGAAAGACAGCAGUCAUAUCAUCAACUAUGAGCCCUACAAGCCGCUUCCCCCCGAGACGAAAGCAAGUGUCACCGAGCCGGACAACGGCCACAAAAGCGAAGCCCUGAGCGCCUCCGCCCGACUAGACCUAACUAAGGAGGCGGAUCGCUUGAGCACAUUCAUAGACUGGAAAAGUUCGGCUGUAACUCCCGAAGCCUUAGCCAAAGCCGGCUUCUACUUCUUAAACAACCCCUCGAAGCCCGACCUUGUGAAGUGUGCCUUUUGCAAAGCGGAAAUCUGCAGUUGGGAGCAGGACGACGAGCCGCUGUCCGAGCACGUGCGAUGGUCGCCAAACUGCCCCUUUGCCAAAGAGAAGAGCCAGAACUUGCGCGUCCCGGCCCAAGGCCAGGACGUGUGCGGGAAUGUGGAGCUGUUCCCGAACUCGGUUCCGGAGAGUGAGACGUUCCGGAUGCUCCGGACGAUGAUCCGGCCGUAUGAAGACAAGAAGGCGCGGUUAGAGUCGUUUGCGACUUGGCCGAGUUCCGCGAAGCAAAGUCCGGAGACGCUGGCUGAUGCCGGGUUUUACUACCGGGGGGUGGAGGACCACACUAUUUGUUUUUCGUGUGGAGGGGCGCUUAGGGACUGGAAGGACGAAGACGAGCCGUGGGAGGAGCACGCAAAGUGGUAUCCCAGGUGUGAGUUUCUUGUAGCUUCCAAAGGACAGGGUUAUAUUAACCAAGUUCAGAAAAAAAUGGCCGGUGUGUCGGCGAGUAAUGUAACCAAAGAGAACGAAAGUACUGAGGAAAAAAGUGAGUGUGGUGCAGCGUCUGAAGAUGGAGUGAUUUUAUGCAGAAUUUGCGACAGAUUUGAAAGAAAUACCGUUUUUAUGCCGUGUAAACACAUUAUUGCGUGUACGCAAUGUUCGGAUGUUAUGCAAAAUUGUCCAAUUUGUAGAAAAGGCAUCGACAGCAAGAUUAAAGUGUAUAUAUCUUAAAAACUAAAUUGUAACAUAAUUCACUUUUUUUCUUUUCUUAAACACUUCUAGUCAAUUUUUCAUCGGUUGGUCUUCAAUAAAACUAAUUAGAAAAACAGACUCUAUUUUUAUAUAACACCCUUCUUUCAGUACAAAGCUAUCAAUACCGUAGGGUUGAUUGUUAUCUAACUGUACAUAAGUUAACUUAAUUUCCAACAAUACGCUUCAAAUAGGUUUAGUUGACUUUCAUUUGAUGUAGCAAGUUCCUCACUGCAAUAGCUGAAGUAAUAUAACGUUUACAAUGACAUUACUUCACUGUUUUUGUAUUACAAGAAUAGAAUAUACAAUUUUCAAUUCACAA
This is a messenger RNA of Tribolium castaneum (red flour beetle), 1735 nucleotides long. Its product is annotated as inhibitor of apoptosis 1. Gene Ontology annotation, cellular component: cytoplasm; nucleus. The transcript is spliced from 3 exons. Gene Ontology annotation, molecular function: ubiquitin protein ligase activity; cysteine-type endopeptidase inhibitor activity involved in apoptotic process. Gene Ontology annotation, biological process: negative regulation of apoptotic process; regulation of cell cycle; positive regulation of canonical Wnt signaling pathway. NCBI's taxonomy places the organism in Eukaryota, Metazoa, Arthropoda, Insecta, Coleoptera, Tenebrionidae. The record is from RefSeq and is a predicted model, not a curated record. The coding region runs from base 16 to 1395 and encodes 459 amino acids.